GUUGCCAUAGUUACAGCCAGACCUUUGUUUGGAAAAAUAUAAAACCUGGAAGGAAGCGUGAAGACACAAUUAGAAAAAAAGCUUAAAUGUGACCUGAAUUAUUUAGUAGAAAAAUGGGCGACGUCCUCAAAAAUAAGGACGACGUUGGGCAUAUUUUAGUACAGGUGCAGGAUGAUUUAAGACAACUAAAAAAGAAUCUUGUUCGAUUGACUGUGCAAGAGAAUGGAGAAGUUUUGGACAUUCAAGCUUUGGAUGCAGCAAUCAGCAGGACGGAACAUGGAAUAAGGAGGCAUGCAGAAGAUCAUCUGAAAACCAUUAGUAAUCAGUUUUUGACUCUACCCUGUAUUGAAGAGCCUGAAAAGAAGCCUGUCCCCUCCAAGCUUGUUAAAUGGCAGCCACCAUAUGAGACGAUACCAAAUGCACGUGCUCUGAGAUGCCAGAUUCCUGGUCCAUCACCAGGGGAAAAGCACAAGUCAGCAUUUAUCAUGCGUCUGCUAAAUAACCCUUUUCACCCAAAGAACAAGGAGAUUGUGCAACAAAAUUAUGGGAUUCAGCUUCCUCACCUGCACAAGAGAACUGGGGCCAGUGUUGGGACUCAAAGAUUGGUCACUGGCUACACUUCGAGUUUUACUGCAGCACGUGACGGUCUGCCUAAACACCUACACCCCAAACCACCACCCGAAUGUAGAGACAUGAAUGCAGGGCUGCUAUCCUCAGCAGCUGACCUCUCUUCAGUGCAAACCCCAGUACAGCCCAAAGCUGUCCAUGUGCUCCAGAGAGAGGACAGUGGCCAAAAUGAGUCAGAAAGGGCUUCAAAACUGGAGAUGGAUGUGAGCAGAGACGAAAUGGCUCUUGGAAGAUCAGGAACCGAGAGUCCAGCAUUCAGGACCAUACGCACUCCCCCUCCUUCAGCUGCUUCUGCAAGCUCUGACAAUGGAGUACUGAAUCGUGGGAUAGCCCGACUCACCCCACUUAACCUGCAGACUGUCAGAUAUUCCCAACAUCAGCGGCUCAGUCUCAGGGGAUUUGAUGUUCUCCAGAAUACCCAGAUGGGCCGACUGUGUGAUAUCAGAGAUGAGAAUGUCGAGGUCAUCUAUGUGUCUCCAGUGUGCCUGGGCAAGGAUGUUCUCCAGUACUACACUCGCCUGCUGGGCCUGCAGACAGCCAUUGAGCUGGGUGACGCUUCUGCGCCUGAGUCCCACUGUUCCAAACGCUUCACUAUCCUCAUGCCAGAAGCACUGGAGUAUUUUCCAGAGUCAGUGAUGAUCAAGUUCUUAGAGGAGGUUCCUCAUCUUCUGGCUUCAUAUGCACAUCCGGCCAACACAUCCUGCUAUGCCACAUGGACCUGUUUCCUAGAACACUUCCUCAGGGAAGGUGGAGUGAUAGAAGCCUUCCCGCCUUCGGAUAGUGUGACAUGUCUGACGGUGGAUCUUCUGGUGGAGCCAGGGGGAGAUGUUAGCAUGCUGUCCUGUGGAGAUCAACUGCGUGGGCUCAGUGGGUUGGAAGUGGUGGGCUGCACCGUACCUCAGACCUCCAUCUGCCCUGACGUCCUGCACUCCAUUUGCACUCGUGUGGGUCAGGCCUGUCAGCAGCGCUCCAUCAUGGGCCACGUCUCCCUAGAUCUAGUAACUUUCCUGGAUCCCAGCAACCUUGAGCAGCAGGUAUGGGCUAUUGAUCUUGACCUGGGCUACAGUAACCAGUUGGCCAUGACACAGCUGAUGCUCAUGAUGACGAGGGGGACGCUGGACUGCCGCACCAGUAAAUUGGAGGUUCCUCCUCCAGUCAGAGACGUGAAGUCUUCUGUACGCAAUGCUAGAGUAAAAACCAAAGCUCAAACCGCAGUAACCAAUCGCUUUGCAGUGAUGUGCACCCGACUUCUUCACACCAAUCUUUCUUUGGUGUAUUAUAGCACAUUUUUUCUGAUGUGCAAAGCGCAGGGCAUAGGUUAUGAUGUCAAGGCAAGGCAAGGCACUGUGUUCGCCCUCCAUGACAGCAGAGAUCGAAGAAGCCUUGGCAUGCUUUUGGACCUUAUCAAGGACAUUGAGGAAGUCCUGGGCAUGACCAUACAAAACCAAACCACAUCUCAAGAAGAAGAGAUUACUGCAGCCGAAAGCGAACAGUUAUCAUCUCAUAAACCUCACAGAUCAACCCUAAAUUAAUCAACAUGCUUCUAGAGUAUCAUACAAUAGCAUUUACACAUUCAGUUAUAAUUGCUGUUAUCAAACAAUUCUAUAGAUCUUGGUUAUAGCUGUAAAGUGGCUAACAUACAGUAACAUUAAAAGGAGAUACACGCAUGUAUAAAUUUGCUUGAGUGGAUUUCUCCAUGACAUUUUUAGAUCACAUUGUUAUAGUGAUCUAAAAUAUUGGACAUUUAUACCUAGAAAGAUUAACAAUGUGAACAAGAUAAUUACAUUUAAGUUACAUGUGCCAUUCAUGACAUUUAGCUCUUAAUAGCUAGAGAUACAAGAGAGGAAUGUUGCUUAAUCAGUAAACUAUAUAAU
Molecule: messenger RNA, 2501 nt
Organism: Sinocyclocheilus grahami
Lineage: Eukaryota; Metazoa; Chordata; Actinopteri; Cypriniformes; Cyprinidae
Gene: iqch
Product: IQ motif containing H
Exons: 18
Coding region: 114-2159 (681 amino acids)
Source: RefSeq, a predicted model, not a curated record